Molecule: messenger RNA, 1231 nt
Organism: Prorocentrum cordatum
Lineage: Eukaryota; Dinophyceae; Prorocentrales; Prorocentraceae
Source: the annotation of a GenBank genome assembly
AGCAAUUUGUUUCAGUGGCUUCCUCCUCGCACCUGCGAGGCCAGCGGGCUGUCGUUGGAUGGUGGUUCUGGCUCGUCUCGCAUGGGCUUAUCGGCAUGCCGCUGCGAGCACGCCCGUGCACCUCUCGGUGUCCUCCGCCUCGGCCGUUGGCAAAAGCAAGAUCAAUCUGAGAAUGGCUCAUGACGAGCCGUCGGUAGCCGACACGGCGCGCGAGGUCAUGCUCGCCCAGUUUGUCCAACAUCAUCGGGUUGUGCCCACAGUACGCGACGGUGGAUCGCAGGCACCCGCAUGUUGGCACCAACGUGAGCGAGAUUGGCCUGUGGAAAUCUGCGCGGACAGCUAGCACUACUGCGCCGCCGCGUGGUCCCGAUGGCAACGGCCUGGGAGGUCCUCCUGAUGCUGGGGCUGACCUCCUGGGUUCUCAUGACCGACGUCGUGUGCGCGCCCCACCUGGAGGUUCUGCUGAUGGAGGUGAUCCUUGGCACGUUUCUGGCGCUGGAGAUUCAUGGGCGGCGACUGCUGCACUGCCCCCUGCCAAGGCGCCGAGAACGCGAUGCGAGAUCCGAGAAGAUGCUGCCGCAGACCAUCGUUGGGGGCUUCCGCUUCCUGCCGCCCCAGCUUUCCAAUUCAAGGCGAAGUCGUUGGAGUUCGUGCCCGUUGCUGUCGGCCCUCCUGUUGUUCAGCUACGCAGUGCAUUGCGCAACACGCAAGUUGUCGAUCGACUACCCGAUCCAGUCUCUCGCGAACGGUUUGUUGCUGGUGAUGACGUUCGCGCGCCUGCUGGUGUUGGACGCGAGCUUCUCGAUGAUCGCGAGCCGUCGCUACACCUGUUGGUUGCAGCGUGCAGGCGAACAGCGAUGGCAAGAGCAUCCUCUUGCACUCUGCUGGGGGUUCUUCAUUGGUCGUCCUCCCGUCGGGCCUCGAUCUCGUUGGCUGCGGAUACAGGCGACUUGAUGGACAAUUGCGUGUGAAGAUUGUGAACCACCCUCUCAGGUACGCCUUCGGCUUCCUGGACGUGGCGCGCUAUGCGCCGACUGGCCUCCGAAACUGUUCGGCGGCGCGCUGGGCUUCCACUUGGCCGCCGCGCCGCUAGUCGGCCUGACGGGUUAUCCUGGGCUUCGCCUUCGGCCAGUUCCUUUUCUUCGGGGGGGUGCUUUCCUGUGUCGCGGGCCGCUGGGGAGGUGCCUUUAGCCCCGCACUGGUCGAUGCGAACAAUGAGCGCGCAGGGGGG